Molecule: messenger RNA, 1214 nt
Organism: Biomphalaria glabrata
Lineage: Eukaryota; Metazoa; Mollusca; Gastropoda; Planorbidae
Exons: 3
Coding region: 127-1062 (311 amino acids)
Molecular function (GO): metallopeptidase activity
Source: RefSeq, a predicted model, not a curated record
GUGACCUACUUAUCUUAUCUUCAAUAGUCUUUCAUGACUACGUUCUAGAGUCCAGCUUGUGGGAAGAAUUUUCUGACUCCAGAAGAAAACAUUCGAACCAGUUGGUCAAGAGUCAAGUCUGUCAAAAUGCUGUUGUUCAUAUUUCUCAAUAUUGUAGUCACAGCUGCGUUGGCUGCCAACAGCUCAUUUGUCCACGACUACCACUUGUCGAGUGAGGACAUCAGGUUUCUGCAGAGUUUACCAAGAGUUAAGGCAGGAACUCGCCUCCCUGGCUUCAAAUACCUUUACCUCGAGGCCGGAAGUCAUCUAACCGCCGUUUUGAACCCCGCCCACAGCCAGCUGGAGAUUGCCGGGUCACCCCACACUUCCCAGCAUGCUCUUGACAUCGCAGCAGACACAGUGAUGAAAAUGACAAAAUACAUGCCGGCCAGUAUGUUCCAAACUUUGACCAGAGGCUCGGUGGGCGUCUUCUCCGCCGCAGAGAAGCUGAUCAUUUACCCAGAGAUGGCUUCCUUAGCUAACGGAAACUGCGGCACCUCAUGCACAGGCGCUUGUUCUCACACCUGUACGUUUGACGGGCGGAAGUAUGAAAACAUUGGAGGCCUGACCAACUCCAGGUCAGUCAUUCUAGACGACAAUGUCCUCUGCUCUCCCCAAGACCCACACAGACACACCUCCAACAUUCUGGUCCACGAGUUCGGCCACUUGGUCCACGCCUACGCCACCACUUCAGCCAUCAAGACCCAGAUCACCAACGCCUACAACGCGGCCAAGCAGCACCAAACCUGGCAACUUAACACCUACGCCAUGGCCAACGAGCACGAAUACUGGGCCAUGGCCACGGCCACCUUCUUCGGGGUGACCCACGAGAGCGACAGCAACACGGGAGGCAUGAACCACUGCGGCACUAACUUCUGCGCGGGUGUCCAGCAAGCGAGAGACCACCUGAGGCAAAAAGACCCUGCACUGUUCAACGUCCUGUCUCAUGUUUACACCAACAACCAGCCGACAUUAAACCCAGGAAUCCCCAUUUGUCCAAGUGGUUCAGUGGUAGUGGGAUGAGUUAGAAAUGUGAAGAUGGAGUUAUGUCUGCAACUAAAAUGCAACUUGUACAUUUGUUAUAGUUCUAUUAGUUGUUAUGUUUUCUAAAUGCACAGAGUAAGACUUAUUAAAUUAUAACUCAAGAAUCACCUGAAUAAAAAUCUGUUUCUUUA